AUGGAGAGAGAGAACCACAGCUGGGUGGGCGAGUUCACUUUUCAGGGGUUCUCCAGCUUCCGUGAGCACCAGCUCACCCUGUUUGUGGUGUUCCUUGCUCUGUACGCUUUAACCCUGACUGGCAAUGUCAUCAUUGUGAGCAUCAUUAGUGUUGACCGUCACCUCCACACGCCCAUGUACUUCUUCCUGAGCAUGUUGUCUGCCUCAGAGACUGUGUACACGCUUGUCAUUAUACCCAAGAUGCUCUGUAACCUCCUGGGCCUGAGCCGGCCCAUCUCCUUGGCCGGCUGCGCCACCCAGAUGUUCUUCUUCAUCACCUUGGCCAUCAACAACUGCUUCCUGCUCACGGCCAUGGGGUAUGACCGCUAUGUGGCCAUCUGCAACCCCUUGAGGUACAUGAUCCUCAUGAACAAGAGAGUGUGCCUCCAGUUGGUGGGGGCAGCCUGCAGCAUUGGCCUCAUCGUAGCCAUGACACAGGUACUGGCUGUGUUCAGGUUGCCCUUCUGUGCCACAAAGGUCGCCCACUUCUUCUGUGACAUCCGACCGGUGAUGAAGCUCUCCUGCAUCGACACCACGGUCAAUGAGAUCUUGACGUUGAUCAUCAGUGUGCUGGUGAUCCUGGUUCCCAUGGGGCUGGUCUUCAUCUCCUACGUCCUCAUCAUCUCCAGCAUCCUCAAGAUCGCCUCAGCCGAGGGCCGGAAGAAGGCCUUUGCCACCUGCGCCUCCCACCUCACGGUGGUCAUUGUCCACUAUGGCUGCGCCUCCAUUGCCUACCUCAAGCCCAAGUCCGAGAAUACCAGGGAUCAGGAUCAGCUGAUCUCGGUGACGUACACGGUCAUCACCCCCCUGUUGAACCCUGUGGUGUACACCCUGAGGAACAAGGAGGUCAAGGAUGCUCUGCUCCGGGCCACAGGCAAGAAGCCUUCCUGA
Messenger RNA from Neogale vison (American mink), 930 nucleotides. RefSeq names its product olfactory receptor 10J1-like. Bases 1 to 930 code for a protein of 309 amino acids. The record is from RefSeq and is a predicted model, not a curated record. Gene Ontology annotation, biological process: G protein-coupled receptor signaling pathway. Lineage: Eukaryota; Metazoa; Chordata; Mammalia; Carnivora; Mustelidae. The transcript has a single exon. Gene Ontology annotation, cellular component: membrane. Gene Ontology annotation, molecular function: olfactory receptor activity; G protein-coupled receptor activity.